AUGGGCGCACAGAUGCCCUACCAGAGGCCUCGUUAUCGAGAUUGUGAACCGUUCUCAAAGAGGUCGGAAAGAGCGAUCGCGUCUGACACCGAUGUGCGAAUCGCAACAACCAAUUCCACGGCCUCUACCGAACAUCGUCGCCGUAGCCGGAGUCCCGUGAGAGACCGCCUCGAGCGAGAGGGCCACCCGACCAAGACUCCUAGCUCGGAGCGCAAACAUGAAUCGACCGAACUCGAGCUACCAAAACCGACCACAAUGGACAAUGCAGACCUCAUCGCAGACACUGCCACCGAGAAGAUCGAUCACGACCAGACUAGACGCUCACUCUCCGCCUCAGCGCCCUCUAGCCAAGCCGCAGCCUUCACGAGGCGUUCAAGCGCCACUCCCAUUGAAGCGCAGAACCAUAUUGAGUCCAUCAGCCAAGAAGCUCCUGACACUUCACGUCAAGCCUCGGUCGCAUCAUCUACUGCCACCGCUCAAGCUCACAAUGGCCACCAGUCAGACGACCGCGGGAGCCUCGUUGGCUCACGCCCACUUCCUAUCGAACCAUCUUUUGCCGAUCCUGUGGCUCAGAGCAACGACUUGACUAGUCGAGAAGCACCUUCCACCCCACAACCACCUGUAGCCGAAGCCCUCAAAAGCGCUGCAGCCUACAAUCACCUAAAACCUCCUCAACCCCAUCAAGACCAAGACUCUGCCCCUGCUCCUGCCUCACCCGGCGGCAACGAUCUUGCCUUAUAUCCAGCCCGCCCUCCCGCAGCCACAGCCGAGACCUCGACAGUCGAACACCAACGUCAACAGCAGCAGCGCGAAUACAUCAAUCAAGUCGCUCGCAUGAUCGCCACCAAGAAUCUCUCGAGUGGACAGCUCGAAAUGAUACACUACCGAAGACAAACAUGCGAGGACUUCAAGCGGAUGCUCGACGAGGCGGUGGCUGAGAUGGAACAUGAUUCACAGGUCCUGACGGAGCGUGAUGUGAUGAUGCGCUGGCGGUGGCAGUGUGAGCGGCAGCGGCAUGAGCAGGUGUGGGAAAUGUGGAACGCGGAAAAGGCGGAGGAGGCGGCGGAGCGGGCGAGGAGGAUGGGGCGGAGGGGAUGA
Cyphellophora europaea CBS 101466 is the source of this 1098-nucleotide messenger RNA. RefSeq lists its product as uncharacterized. The transcript has a single exon. The record is from RefSeq and is a predicted model, not a curated record. Bases 1 to 1098 code for a protein of 365 amino acids. Lineage: Eukaryota; Fungi; Ascomycota; Eurotiomycetes; Chaetothyriales; Cyphellophoraceae.